Lentinula edodes (shiitake mushroom) is the source of this 6745-nucleotide messenger RNA. Its product is annotated as beach-domain-containing protein. The transcript is spliced from 28 exons. The record is from RefSeq and is a predicted model, not a curated record. Gene Ontology annotation, molecular function: protein binding. The coding region runs from base 180 to 6686 and encodes 2168 amino acids. NCBI's taxonomy places the organism in Eukaryota, Fungi, Basidiomycota, Agaricomycetes, Agaricales, Omphalotaceae.
GCACGACUCCGAUAUCAAGAUUGUAUCAAGGAAUCAAGGAUUGAAGUGAACAUUUGGUGUGGCAGUGCAGGUGAUUCCAUCACGACGAGGAGUUGACCCUGUCGAAGAUACAACUUCUUCUACCAGCGUUAUAGCCAGACCAACAUGCCCUAGUAUAAAACAUCACUAGAUAUAUUAGGAUGUUCAAGACUCUGCUUACUCCCCUACGCGCGAGGUUUGACCUGUCUCCACGGUCUCCGACGACCCGGAAUGCUCCUCCUCCUCCCGACGACGAUGAGCUGGCACCGGAGGAUUUCGCGAGGGAUGUACUCAUAGAACUAAUGAGAAACUCUGUGGAAAAUUUGAAGCAGGCGGACACAAGGAAGGGCAAAAUAGAGGUAUUGGCCGAAAUCCAGAGAAUAUUGCUUCAGGAACCACAAACGAAAGAGGUCUUUCGUGAAUUAGAUGGCUUUUUGGUCCUUAUUAGUGUCCUUUCGACGGUUCACCACUUGAAUUUCGGUCCUGUUAUCGAGCCAGAGGAGCAGGUCCUCGCAGACAUGAUUGAAUGCACCCGACUUGUAUUCUCUGUUGCCUCAGACGCCUUAGCCGACCACCCGCAGAACACAGAAUAUUUCAGAACAUAUGUCGGCUACGACUCACUGUCCAGUGCUCUAAACGGACUAGUCACCAAUCCACAGACACUCAACGAAACUCUUGGCUUUCUCCUAUCGUUUGCACUAUCCGAGUUCACCGCGAUUCCUGGACUGUUUUGUAGUUUUCGUGUUUGCACGAAACUGGAUGAUUUCGACGCGACUUUGGCCGAGUACGAUGCUCAGCUUUCCACUGCGAUCAUUGGCCGUCCGGAAGCAAUUUAUCUACUUUGGAGCUUCAUCUCUCCAAGGUCAUACGCGACUCUCAAGCUUUUCGAAGUCCUCGCAGGCGCCAAUCACCGCAAUCGCGCGAUAUUGAGUGUUCCCGAGAUUGUACAGCCAUUGCUAGCGCAUCUAUCUACGGUUCAGGAAAAGAAGGAGAAGACAGUAACGCAGAAACUAGCUAAGAAACUGUUAGAUAUGGGUUCUUCGCCUAUCAUCGCAAGAGGGAUGUUCCAGCGCGUUAUCAAAGCAGACGGGACGCUUGACAUGGACUUGUUAGAAUUAAUUAGAGCUGGGAUGAAAUCACGCUGGCUGGAACAUUUCUCCUUUCGUGAUUCCGCUGGAAUGGUAGUGAGGCAGGAGGGUGCUAAAGCUUUACCGGUCACUGGGUUCACAUUCAUGAUUUGGCUGUGGAUUGAAAGACUUCCUGAACCGAAUACUUCUCGUUUACUCUUCUCAGCCAGCCUUUCGGCAUUGUCAGGAACUUCUGACUCUGAAGAUCUAAUAUCCAUCCGACUGCAUCACGGCGGCCAGCUCGAAUUGUUUUCUUCAGGGAGCAAACAAUCCGUCGUAUUCACCCAGGCGCGUAUACUAAGAGCCAAAUGGACGCACAUCGCACUGGUACAUUAUCCUGGACGCGAUCGGUAUUCGAGUCCUAGUAUACGUUUAUUCAUUGAUGGUGUAUUAUCCGAUACAAUCAAUUGGCAGUAUCCGAAAAAUUCAUCAUCAACAUCUUCCAUCGAGUACAGAUUGGGUGAUAAUUCGAAAGGGGCUACUAUAAGCUGGUGUUUUGCUUCUUGCUACAUGAUCGCCCUUCCACUUGCUGAUGACAUCCCACGAUUCAUUCACCAUCUUGGUCCACGAUACUUUGGUAGUUUCCAGGACACAAAUUUAGCCAAAUUUUUAACAUAUGAAGCCUCUACUUCCCUCAACAUGUUCAUCUCCAAUAUUCAGAUUGCUGCUGCUGCAUCGUCUCAAUAUCAGCCUCAACGCGGUCCCCUCCCUUCUCUCUCUUUACUAUCUCCACCAUCUUCUGCAGCUUUACUCUCACCUUCACCCCUUACGCCAGCUACACCAACUUCAUCACUCUCCGUCAACCCCAAAUCCCCUCUAUCUCCGGGAAUAAUGAUGUCCCACAGCCCGACUGGUCCUUCUUCAAUUCUCAAAGCCGUGAAAGAAGGAAUUGGGAUUGGGUUACCGGAGUCUGCUAUCAUUUUCGCGCUCAGUCCGUUGAGCUGUGAGGAGUCAGGCUUCGCAGAGGGUGGGAGGAUACCAGCGUUGGGGGGAGGUGGCCCCACUGGAGGAGGAGGCGCUGUUAGAGGAAAUGGACAGAGGAGUGGUUUGAUCAGCGGACAUAGAAGUGCAUAUGGCAGUGGAUAUGGGAAUGGGUUAGCAAGUGGGCAGGGUCAGCGAAGUGGGUAUGGGAAUGGACAGAAAAGCGCGCACGGGACUGGGAACGGAGAACCAUCUAGUAAAGACUUCGUUGUGAACGGUGAUGUCUUCGUGAUGAAAGCCAAUUGUUUUGACAAUGCGCUUUGGAGGCUCGGAGGAGCAGCUGUCGCGUUGAGAUUAGUUCAGGUUGCAAAGACUCCCCAUGAACUUUCUAGAGCACUUGGUGUGGUGACGGACGGGAUGAAGAACAGUUGGCAGAAUUCGGAAGAUAUAGAACGGUUACGUGGCUAUGACAUCCUUGCGGAUACACUUCGUUCCAAGGCAGAUAUAAUCAACAUGACCAGCUUUGAGACGAUUUUCGAGUUUUUAGGUCUGAACUUCCGGUCUCCAGACCAAUCAACCAUCGUCAACACCGUGGCUUAUCGAGCUCUAGCACUUGAUUUUGAACUAUGGUCCCAUACCCGAAAAGAUAUUCAACGUGUUCACUUGGAGCAUUUUCUCACUCUCCUCGAAUCAAGUCGAUAUAGACGGUUCAACGUCAAGCAGCAGUUCGCCAAAAUCGGACUAGUACGAAGAUUGCUUUUCGUGUUACAGACAGAUUGGUACAGUGAUGUCCAUGGCCCGGAUUUUGAGAAUUCGGAGUCUAGUUUGCCCUUCCUGAUGGACGCGCUGAAAGCUGGUGCAAAAGCGCUGUGGACGAAGGAUGAUGCAAUUAAGCCUUUGGUGUCGUAUUUAGCUGCUAAUCUGCAGGAAGAUGCCGUAGCCGGCUCUCCUCGUUCCAUCAUUUCACGGUUCGAUUACAAAGACGGACGCGAAAAAGCUGAACACGUGCUCGUCAUCCUAACCUCCUUACUAUCCGAUCCCGCGUGUUACACCAAAUUUGUCUCCGCCCUGCCUAUCACCCGUAUCUGCCUCCUUCUACUCGGAGAUAAACCUUCGGUACUCGUAGGAGCUCAGAUCCUCACCAUUAUUGGGAUUAGCAUAAGCACCUCCAUUUCUUUUGUACGCAAGUUUGAGUUGAUUUCCGGUUGGAAUGUGCUCAAGACAGUUCUACCAACCUGCUGGGGGCCCGAAGUUAAUGCAGUGGCGUUCGAUAUUCUCUUGGGGAGGUUAUCAACUAAUGGCCAAAGGAGUGCUGAGCCUGCGGAAUAUGUUGUCACCUGUCCGCAAAUGGUGCCUCCUAUACUCUCCGCGUUGAAGGCGGGUCUGAGUAUUGUCGCUAAAAACUGUGAAAUGACAGAGGAUGCGGAUGAGCGGAGCCAAUACGGCUGGACUACAGAGUCUACAAUGGAGGAGCUCACCGAAAGUCUUCUGAGCCUUCACGCCUCGAGUGGGACGUUCCGUCUAGUUUUCCAGUCUCAACAAAGCACCCAAUUGUUCAUAGCUGCUUACAAAGGGUUUGUGGAUAAAAUAUCAAAUGCAUCACAGAUAAAUGCGAGAGCUAUCCGGAUACUGGAAAAAAUGUCACAUUUUGGACUUGCUUUAGCGCUAGAUAAUGCAGUGGCUGGUACUCAAAAGCGCGAGAUCUUAGAUAUCUUACAAUCGGCCGAGGGAGUGCUUAAUCCCAGUGCCGAGAAGACCAACAUCGAUCCCAGCUUAGUCCAAGAUACUCGUACUGUCCGACAACGGUUUGCCUCUGCUCGAUUUAGCAUGCAAGUAGGCGAACGUACUGUGAUCAAAACCGUUAACAGAAUGAUUGAAUGGCGUCAAACCAUCCGUGUUUCCGAACGGAAGCGGUUGCGGAAGAACAUCCUCGAUCUUCGGGAGAAUCGUCGACAAGUGUCUCGUCUGUAUGAAUGGACGCUCAUGCUGACUGCUGAGCGUGGGCUAUGGGCUAGUCAAGAGCCUCGUUUGUGGCGGUUAGAUGAAACUGAGGGUCCUCAUAGGAUCAGGAAAAAGUUGGAGCCCGAAAGCAACAAAUCUUUGAAUGUUCGCGCCGAAGAAUAUCAUCGCAUCCGAGACGUUGUGGUUCCUGAAACCGAUAAUGGCUCUGUCGUUACUGUCGAAGUGCCACCAUGGGCGGAAAGUUACGAAAUUUCUUCAACGGAUAUGGAAGAUCGCCAAUUGGCGGAAGAAAUUUCAGAAGACAAGCAUCGCAGGGUACGGCAUGAACUAGAACCAGGAGAUGUCAUUGAAUCUGUGGGCACUGUGGCAAGGGUUGCUGGAGUGGAUUCUUCUCCCGGGCUGCUUAUUAUAGGCCGGACGCAUGUAUACAUGCUAGACGGGCUAAUCGAGAGUGAGGAUGGGGAGGUAAUCGACGCUCACGAUGCACCCAAAUCUUUGUUCUUUGUACCUGGGAGUAUUGUUGAACUUGAUGGGCCGCAAAGAGCACAAAGAUGGUCUCAUGAACAAAUUGCUACAUUCAGCAACAAAUCAUUCCUGUUUCGGGACGUAGCACUUGAAAUAUACUUCAAAGAUAGUCGUUCGUUGCUGGUUGUCUUUAUUGAUAAACAAAAGCGUUCGGAAAUCGAUCAGCGUCUGACCACCAUUACAACGCGUGCUUCUGAGUCUGCCCAUACCCCAGGAUUAUUACGAACGCCUCUAUUUGGAAUAGUCAGUGCCCGAGUUCUAUCAGGUUUAUGGACAGAUGAGCUUUCUACCGCUCAACGCAAAUGGCAAGCCCGAGAAAUAAGCAAUUUCACAUAUCUUUGCGUUCUGAAUCAAAUUUCGGGAAGAACGCCUAGCGAUGCGACGCAGUACCCCGUCUUUCCAUGGGUGUUACAAGAUUAUACCUCGUCUACUCUGGACUUAUCAAAUCCAGAGACCUUCAGAGACCUCACGAAACCAAUGGGAGCACAAACCGCACCUCGUCGGGAGGCUGCCGAAACCCGCUAUAGUAAUCUAGAGAGCGUGGGCGAGAAACCGUUCCACUACGGUACACAUUUCAGCUCUUCUAUGAUUGUUUGCCACUUCCUCAUACGGAUGUCACCAUUCACCAACAUGUUCAAGACUCUACAAGGUGGAGAUUGGGACCUUCCAGAUCGUCUCUUCAGUGACAUAGCCCGUGCAUACGAGUCUGCGGCUCGCGACGUUCGAGGUGAUGUUCGAGAACUCAUUCCCGAAUUCUUCAACUGUCCUGAGUUUCUUGAGAAUUCCUCCAACCUUGAUUUCGGAGUCCAGCAGAAUACUGGCGAGCGAAUACAUGACGUGAAAUUGCCACCUUGGGCAAAGCAAGAUCCCUUGCUGUUCAUCAUCAUGAAUCGUAAAGCUUUGGAAAGCCCCUACGUCAGCGAGAACCUACCUGCAUGGAUUGACCUGAUCUGGGGACACAAUCAGCGAGACCCAGCUGCUUUGAACGUUUUCCACCCUCUUUCAUAUGAAGGAUCUAUUGACCUUGACUCGAUCACGGAUGAAUUGGAACGCGAAGCCACUGUUGGCAUUAUCCAUAAUUUCGGACAAACGCCCCGGAAGCUCUUCACGACUCCACAUCCUAAUCGUUACAAUCAUGGUCUUCCCACCUUACCUAUUGGGACUCUUCAUGGUAUCGAAGAAGAUGCACAUCUUCUCGUGCAGGGCAGCAGAUGUUUCAAAGACUUGGGUCCCAACGUUCCAGUCACCAGCCUGGUCUUGGACAUGAUAGGGGAAAAGAUCCUACCUUGUCCGGCAGGAGUUUUAUCCGUCCCAUCACAUCCGCACGAACAAAUUGAGUGGGCCACAUCUCAUACCGGAGCUAAAGAAGUCCGGGUAGUAGUAGACCAUAAAGUCGUACAAGUCAUCGAAGGCUCUUUCUGCUCUUGCGCUGCAUUCGCAGAUUCGAACAAUCUGGUUACAGGGUCAAGCGACUAUACGGUCAGGCUUUGGACAAUGUCACGCGCAGGCGGCCACCUCCCUUUGAAUGUCUCCCAGGCACAUAUCAUGCGGGUUCAUACGGAUGAGGUCGUCAGUGUCGCAGCGUGUCGGGCGUGGUCUGUGAUUGUGAGCGGGUCGAGAGAUGGAAGUGCGGCGUUGUGGGAUCUUAAUCGGGCGGUCUACGUUCAGUCCAUUUGGCAUGGAGAAGGUGGAGAGAUGUCUACGGUCUCAUUGAUUGAUAUCAAUGAAAGCACGGGGUAUAUUGCGACUUGUUCGCGGUUAAAAUUAUGCCUGCACACCAUAAAUGCUCGUCCUAUCGCGGUGUUGGAUUUGACGACACUGCCCAACUACAACGUUCUACAACCAACCAUAACCGCGCUUGCUUUCCACGAACGGGAAUACUCACACCUAGGUGUCUUAGCUACAGGUGGCUCAGACGGUACCAUUACGCUAAGAACAUGGAGUGCCGAUAACACCCCGGAGGGUGAAAAAGCUCGUUGGGAGUUUGUAACAUUACGCUUAAUGAAAGUACGGGCACCUGUAGGCAGAGGUAUUUCACCUUUCCCUGCAGUGACUGCGUUGAAAUUCCUAGGUGAAAGUCUGUGCCAUGGUGAAGAUACAGGUAAAUCGUUCGUGUGGAGUCUGCCUGACUAGUCACUAUAUAUUGUUUAUGUAUUUAUCCUGCUGUGUGUGUAUUCAUUCGCGCUUUCAAU